Vigna radiata var. radiata (mung bean) is the source of this 1571-nucleotide messenger RNA. RefSeq names its product tropinone reductase homolog At2g29260, chloroplastic. The record is from RefSeq and is a predicted model, not a curated record. The coding region runs from base 240 to 1154 and encodes 304 amino acids. The transcript is spliced from 5 exons. Gene Ontology annotation, molecular function: oxidoreductase activity. NCBI's taxonomy places the organism in Eukaryota, Viridiplantae, Streptophyta, Magnoliopsida, Fabales, Fabaceae.
CUAAACUCAUGAGUGAAAUUCGUAAAUUAGAUAUAAAAUCUCUCAUGAUCCAAUUUGUAUUUCCACCAGACCAUCCAAAAAGAAAAUAGAAAAAAAGAUAAAUUAAACCUCAGCCAUCUGCGAACACACAGAAUCCUUUGAAUCGAGUUUUCGCAGUCCUAGACAAUACUGUAAUGGAAAACCAAAUUACCAUAAAAUGAACAAUCCUGGUGGCAUGAUUUGCCAGUGAUUAGAACAAAAUGCAUCUGAAUUCCCUCAUAAAUCCAACUUCUUACCUUCCAUUACCGUCAAACCGCACUACCACCUCUUUCAUUUUCAAUCACGGAAGAAAAAUAUCAAAGUCCAAUUGCAUUCGAAGCCAGUCCACACAGCAAAGGUGGACUCUUCAGGGGAUGACAGCUCUCGUCACUGGUGGAACUCGCGGAAUUGGGCGGGCCAUUGUGGAGGAAUUGACGGGGUUUGGAGCCAGAGUUCAUACCUGUGCCAGGAACGAACACGAGCUCACUGAAUGCCUGAAGAAAUGGAACGAUUCGAGCUUUGAGGUCACUGGCUCAGUUUGUGAUGUCUCAGUUCCAAAGCAGAGGGAGGCGCUCAUGGAGUCUGUUUCCUCUCUUUUCCACGGGAAACUCAACAUCCUUAUAAACAAUGUAGGGACAAACAUUCGGAAACCGGUGACAGACUUCACAAGUGCAGAGUUUUCCACUCUUAUUGAUACCAAUUUGGGAUCUGUCUUUCACAUAUGUCAACUUGCAUAUCCACUUUUGAAAGCAUCGGGAAUGGGAAGUGUUGUGUUUGUCUCUUCUGUUUCUGGUUUUGUCUCACUGAAGUCAAUGUCUGUUCAAGGAGCAACAAAAGGGGCAAUUAAUCAACUCACAAGAAAUCUAGCUUGUGAGUGGGCAAAAGACAAUAUAAGGAGUAAUGCAGUGGCACCUUGGUACAUCAGAACUUCAAUGGUAGAACAGGUGCUCAGCAACAAAGACUAUCUGGAAGAAGUUUACUCAAGAACUCCUCUUAGGCGCCUAGGAGAUCCAGCAGAAGUCUCUUCUAUUGUUGCGUUUCUUUGCCUACCAGCAUCAUCAUACAUCACUGGCCAGAUUAUUUGUAUUGAUGGAGGAAUGUCCGUGAAUGGUUUCUACCCAACAACGCAGUUCUAAGAGGUACUGCUUAUAUCAUGCACCCUCCUUACUAAUUUUCCUAUCCAUCGCCAUUCCUGUGGAGCAUGUGACAUGGUUUUCUACUUUUCCAAGCUUGCAAGAGUUAGUCCUCUCAACAACCCCUGCUACGCCCUUCCAAGGUUUUCGAAUUUGCAAAUGCAAUUAUUUUUGUUUACUAAACCACAAUGUACUGGUUGUGCUAUAAUGAGAUUUCCAAUAAUUUGUUUCCUUCAUUCUGGUAACUCUAUUCACUGAUCAACACGUUUCUCGUUUAAGCAAAGUUUUGACGAAACCUGUCUUUGAUUUGAAAUUGUUUGAUAGUUUCCAACCACUAGGUGUCUAUAGUCUCACUCAAUCUUUCUGUAACUCAUAGAUGAACUUUUUAUGAUAAGAAUUGAUCUUUGUAGCAUAAUUGUG